CUUGCCUGUAACUUGUGGCCGGUUUGUUAACACUUUAGUAAGCCAACAACACUUGUUAGCUUGCUAAAGUAAAUAAGACGCACUCAGUAGACUAGGAUGUUAAGGCUAGCAUGGCGUCGGUCGACGUCCAGAAAGAGCGUGGAGCCUGCACGCCUUUUAACAGCUGUUUAUUUUGGAGCUGACAGUCCUAAACAGAACUCUGGAGAUCACAUAAGGUGUUUGAGACAAACUCCCCACCUAUCAAGCAACCGGCCACCGCUUCUCCAUUCCCAGCCAGCCUGUUACCUCAGUCCGUCUGUCUUCAUGAGCAUGGCAUCAGGGGGGGAAACGCCACCAUUCAUACCUCACAGACACACCAACAGGUUAGCCAAAGAGAGGUCACCCUACCUGCUACAACAUGCACACAACCCUGUUGACUGGUAUCCAUGGGGACAGGAUGCUUUUGAUAAAGCAAAAAAUGAAGACAAACCCAUCUUCUUAUCAGUGGGCUACUCAACAUGCCACUGGUGCCACGUGAUGGAGAGGGAGUCUUUUGAGGAUGAAGAAAUAGGUAAAGUGCUUAGUGACAACUUUGUCUGUAUCAAAGUAGACCGAGAAGAGAGACCUGAUGUGGACAAGGUCUACAUGACCUUUGUUCAGGCAACUAGUGGAGGUGGAGGUUGGCCUAUGAGUGUGUGGUUGACCCCUGACCUUCGACCUUUCAUCGGAGGGACCUACUUCCCUCCUAGAGACCAGGGAAGAAGACCUGGGCUCAAGACAGUCCUUAACAGAAUCAUGGAACAGUGGCUAAAUAACCGUCCUGCUUUGGAGUCCACUGGGGAGAAGAUCCUUGAAGCACUAAAGACAGGCACAAGCAUCGCUGCAAACGCAGGGGAAGGUCCUCCACUUGCAUCAGAUGUUGCUAAUCGCUGCUUCCAGCAGUUGGCUCAUUCAUAUGAGGAGGAGUACGGCGGCUUCAGAGACGCUCCCAAGUUCCCCACACCGGUAAAUCUGAUGUUCCUCAUGUCAUACUGGUCUGUGAAUCGCUCCACUUCAGAAGGGGUCGAGGCCCUUCAAAUGGCCUUGCACACGCUCCGCAUGAUGGCGCUGGGAGGCAUCCAUGACCACGUGGCACAGGGUUUUCAUCGUUACUCUACAGAUUCCUCUUGGCAUGUUCCCCACUUUGAAAAGAUGCUGUAUGACCAGGCUCAGCUGGCUGUGGCCUACAUAACUGCCUCCCAGGUAUCAGGUGAACAGUUGUUUGCAGAUGUUGCUAAGGGUAUACUGCUCUACGUCUCCAGAGACCUGAGUGACAAGUCGGGGGGUUUCUACAGCGCAGAGGAUGCAGACUCUGUUCCAGCAUCGGGAGGGCCAAAAAAACGUGAGGGGGCCUUCUGUGUCUGGACAGCCUCAGAAGUUCGGGAGCUGUUGCCAGAUGUGGUGGAGGGUGCCACCGGAGUUGCUACGCAAGCAGACAUCUUCAUGCAUCAUUAUGGGGUCAAGGAGCAGGGCAAUGUUGCUCCAGAACAGGACCCCCACGGGGAGCUGCAGGGCCAGAAUGUGCUGAUCGUGCGUUAUUCAGUGGAGUUAACGGCUGCUCACUUUGGAAUCAGUGUUAAAAAAGUCACUGAGCUCAUGUCCUCUGCCAGAGCCAAAAUGGCAGAAGUGAGGAAGAGUCGGCCACGCCCACACCUGGACACAAAGAUGCUGGCCUCCUGGAAUGGUCUGAUGCUGUCAGCCUAUGCUCGUGUUGGAGCUGUACUGGGGGACAAGGCCUUGCUGGAGAGGGCGGUGCAGGCUGGCAAAUUCCUAAAGGAACACCUGUGGGAUGCUGAACGACAGACCAUCCUCAGAUCCUGUUACCGUGGAGACCAGAUGGAGGUGCAACAGAUAUCUCCACCUAUUUCUGGCUUCCUGGAUGACUAUGCCUUUGUCAUUUGUGGCUUGCUGGACCUCUAUGAGGCCACGUUGCAGUUGGAGUGGUUGGAGUGGGCCGAGGAAAUGCAGCACAAGCAGGAUGUGAUGUUCUGGGAUGACAAGGGCAGAGGUUACUUCUGCAGUGAUCCCAGUGACAGCUCUGUCCUUCUGCAACUGAAAGAGGAUCAGGAUGGGGCUGAGCCCAGUGCUAACUCAGUAUCAGCAUCCAAUCUCCUGCGUUUGUCCCAAUACACUGGAAGACAGGAGUGGCUCCAGAGGUCCCAGCAGCUGCUCGCAGCCUUCUCUGACCGCCUGAGCAGAGUUCCCAUAGCCCUGCCUGAAAUGGUCCGGGCUCUUAUGGCCCAGCACUACACUCUUAAACAGAUUGUGAUCUGUGGCCAGAGGGGUGCUCCGGACACCACAAGUCUUCUUGCAGCAGUCAACUCCCUCUUCCUCCCAUAUAAGGUCUUGAUGCACAUUGAUGGCAGUGCAGACAGCUUCCUGUGCCAGCGUCUGCCCGUCCUUUCCUCCAUGUCUCAGCAGGGUGGUGUCGCCACAGCCUAUGUCUGCCAGGACUUUACUUGCUCUCUUCCUGUCACCGACCCCCAGGAACUUCAUAGGCUUCUGUUGGACAUGAGCAUGGAGACACAGGCAGAAUGACAACUAAAGAACUAACUUAACUGAUGUUCUUAUCUUCCAUGACCUCACUUUGCCAGUUUGCAGCUCUAGUUCUUGACUAGUCUGACUUUGUCAUAAAACAAUGCCAGUACUUAAAUAGUUAACAUGCUACAUUCAGGUGCUGUGUUUACCUGCAUAAAUUCUUGUUUUGUUUGGCUAAAACAUUGCUUAAAUUGUUUAAAUCUCACUCCACUGUUGUAAUUCAGAAUGGAUAACCUUAGCUGUCUGUAGCUACUGUAACUUGUAGCAGACCUAGAGAUCUGGACGAUGAGAGUGACAGACUGAAAAAUUAUUCUAUACCCUGAACUCGGCUCCACUCAGCUCUUGAUUCAGGAGCUAGCGCUAGCUAGCAGCUGUCGGGAGAUAACACAAACACUGCAGAUGUCUCAGUUUCUGUCCUGUGCUCAAACUGAGCACU
Molecule: messenger RNA, 2992 nt
Organism: Monopterus albus (swamp eel)
Lineage: Eukaryota; Metazoa; Chordata; Actinopteri; Synbranchiformes; Synbranchidae
Gene: spata20
Product: spermatogenesis associated 20
Exons: 16
Coding region: 97-2556 (819 amino acids)
Biological process (GO): carbohydrate metabolic process
Source: RefSeq, a predicted model, not a curated record